UGGUUACAGUUAUAACGGAAGACGAACUAGACUAUAAUCUUUCAAUCCAUGUCUAUGUGGUUAAAACAUCAUGCCAUUUUGCCAAUCCUAACGUCGAUGCCGUGUCGUUCUUUUCCUCGCACACUAGAUCAUGCCAUAGAGUGUAGUGGCAUGCUUAACCCCUUUACAGAGUAGUAUUAAAAGCGCCAAAAGUGAAAAAUGAAUCUAUGCGCCCAUCAGGUGUUCGACAGAAUGCUUAUGUGUGGAGAUAUGGCGAAGAAGCUGAGGUUCACCGCUUAUUCUUCUCCGGUAUUAAUGGCGGAGUUACAUGACUUGAGGAAAAGAAACAAGAGGAGAUCUGUAAGGAUGUUCAAGUGCAGAGCUGAAGGUGGACGCGUGCCCGUCGGCGACGACGUGUUUUCCGUGACGACGUCGUCUAAGUAUGAAGUGGACUAUCUCGGUCAAAGCACCAAGGGGGAUUUGAAUCUCAAGCUUGACCCUCUCCACUCAUUUGGAAGUGGGCAGGCUACGUUGGAGGGUCCAAUUGAGGAGGUAGCGAGAACAGAGGCUCAAGCUGCUGAAAAUUUGAUUAGAGAGUUGGGUAUCCAAGGUCCUUUCUCUGCGCAACACUCUCCUCGUGGUAUAUUUUGUAGUCGUACACUGAAUCUACGAUCCAUUAGUGUAAUCGGAUAUGAUAUGGAUUACACUUUGAUGCACUACAACGUCAUGGCUUGGGAAGGAAGGGCUUAUGACUACUGCAUGGAAAAUCUAAAGAACAUGGGUUUCCCUGUCGAUGGACUUUCUUUUGAUCCGGAACUGGUUAUCAGGGGUCUCAUGAUCGACAAAGAGACAGGUAAUCUAGUCAAGGCUGAUAGAUUUGGGUAUGUGCAGAGAGCCAUGCACGGUACGAACAUGUUAUCAAAUAAAGCUGUCAGUGAGAUCUAUGGAAGAGAGUUAACUGAUCUUCGGAACCAGAGCCGUUGGGAGUUUCUCAACACAUUCUUUUCUGUUUCAGAGGCUGUGGCUUAUGCGCAGAUGGUUGAUAGAUUGGAUGAUGGAUCUAUUUCAGCAGAUCUUGGCACUCUUAAUUACAAAGGACUGUACAAGGCUGUUGCAAAGGCUCUCUUCAGAGCACAUGUUGAAGGACAACUUAAGAGUGAGAUAAUGUCCAAGCCAGAACUAUUUGUCGAGCCAGACCCAGAAUUACCUUUAGCUCUUUUGGAUCAAAAGGAGGCUGGUAAAAAGCUCUUGCUUAUCACAAACUCAGAUUAUCACUAUACAGACAAAAUGAUGAAGCAUUCAUUUAAUAAAUUUCUUCCUAAUGACAUGGACUGGCGAGAUCUUUUUGACAUGGUGAUAGUUUCUGCGAGGAAACCAGAGUUCUUCCAGAUGUCACACCCUUUGUACGAGGUUGUGACUGGAGAGGGUUUGAUGCGUCCAUGCUUUAAGGCUGAAACAGGUGGUUUGUACUCAGGAGGAAGUGCGCAGAUGGUAGAGAGUUCACUCAAUGUUCAUGGAGAUGAGAUUUUGUAUGUUGGUGACCACAUCUACACUGAUGUCAGCGUCUCCAAAGUCCAUCUCAGGUGGCGAACUGCACUGAUUUGCCGUGAACUGGAAGAAGAGUAUAUGGCUCUAAUUUGUAGUCGUGGUCACCGAGAAGAGCUGAUAGAGCUUAUAAAUCAAAAAGAAGUUGUUGGAGAUCUCUUUAACCAGCUUCGGCUUGCUCUUCAAAGACGAAGCAAAGGCCGUCCUGCUCAGACCCUCGCUGCUACCAAUUUGGCUGAUCAAGAACUGACAGAGACCAUGCAAAAGCUUCUCAUUGUGAUGCAAAGACUAGAUGAAAAGAUUGGUCUGAUGCUCGAAUCAGACGGCGAGCUUUUCAACAAAAGAUGGGGCUUCCUUUCGCGUGCGGGUUUGUGGGACAAAAGCCACUUGAUGAGACAAAUCGAAAAGUAUGCUGAUAUAUACACAUCAAGAGUCUCCAACUUCCUCAACUACACGCCCUUCAUGUAUUUCCGCUCACAAGAGCAGUCACUGGCUCAUGAUUCUCCCCUUCCUGAUGCGGCUAUGGAAAACUAGCUGUUGUUUGUGCCCAGACUUGAGCCAAAUUUGUAUUGUUGUAAUCUUUUUUGUAAUGAAAAACUGUCGAUAGUAUUGUAAUAUUUUAUGUAUAAAAUGCGUAAUUCCUAUUCUCUGAACUAAAGCUGUUGCUGGCCUUGGUUGAUAUAAUGCUAUCGUUUUAAUUUAUCUUG
Brassica rapa (field mustard) is the source of this 2231-nucleotide messenger RNA. RefSeq names its product 5'-nucleotidase domain-containing protein 4. Gene Ontology annotation, molecular function: 5'-nucleotidase activity. The record is from RefSeq and is a predicted model, not a curated record. NCBI's taxonomy places the organism in Eukaryota, Viridiplantae, Streptophyta, Magnoliopsida, Brassicales, Brassicaceae.